Molecule: messenger RNA, 1092 nt
Organism: Coffea eugenioides
Lineage: Eukaryota; Viridiplantae; Streptophyta; Magnoliopsida; Gentianales; Rubiaceae
Product: alcohol dehydrogenase-like 3
Exons: 9
Coding region: 19-1092 (357 amino acids)
Biological process (GO): formaldehyde catabolic process
Cellular component (GO): cytosol
Molecular function (GO): S-(hydroxymethyl)glutathione dehydrogenase [NAD(P)+] activity; zinc ion binding
Source: RefSeq, a predicted model, not a curated record
GUGGAUCCCCCAAAGAAAAUGGAGGUCCGUAUCCAGAUCCUCUACACUUCAAUUUGCCACACCGAUCUUGGCGCUUGGCUAGGCACGAAUGAAGCUCAAAGGGCGUAUCCUCGAAUUCUGGGACAUGAAGCUUCAGGAGUGGUAGAGAGCGUGGGAGAAGGAGUGACGGAGCUGAAGGCCGGAGAUCACGUGGUUCCCAUAUUCAACGGGGAGUGCGGGAGCUGCGAUUACUGCAAAUCCGACAAAACAAAUCUGUGCGAAAAAUAUCGGGUAAAUCCAUUGAAAAGCGUAAUGGUGAACGAUGGCAAGUGCAGGUUUAGGAGUAAAGAAGAGGGGAAACCCAUUUUCCAUUUCCUCAACACAUCCACUUUCAGCGAGUACACCGUCCUUGAUUCUGCCUGCGUCGUCAAGAUUGACCCCAUGGCUCCCCUUCACCAAAUGGCCUUGCUCAGCUGUUGCAUAGCUACCGGUGUGGGAGCUGUAUGUAAUACUGCCAAAGUGCAACCUGGCUCAACUGUGGCGGUUUUUGGUUUGGGUGCAGUUGGAUUGGCGGUUGUGGAAGGAGCGCGAUCACGAGGAGCAUCCAAAAUCAUAGGGGUCGAUGUUAACCCCGACAAACUAACGAAAGGUCAAACGAUGGGAGUUACCCAUUUCGUAAAUCCCAAGGAACUGGAAAAGCCCGUGCAUGAGGUAAUUAGAGAAAUGACGGGAGGAGGGGUGGAGUACAGUUUUGAAUGUGCGGGUAACUUGGAUGUUGUCAGGGAGGCUUUUCUAUCUACCCACGACGGUUGGGGUUUGACAGUUGUUCUGGGGGUGCACGCGACGCCCGCAAUGCUGCCUCUCCAUCCCAUGGAGCUGUUUGAUGGGCGAAGGAUCGUAGGCUCAGUUUUUGGUGAUUUCAAAGGCAAGUCUCAAUUGCCCCGUCUUGCUCAAGACUGCAUGCGCGGGGUGGCGAAGUUGGAUGAGUUCAUUACUCAUCAACUACCUUUCGAAAAGAUCAAUGAAGCUUUCCAGCUGCUGGUUCGAGGAAAAUCCUUGCGAUGCCUUCUUCAUCUGUCAUCACCUCACCUCAACUCAACUAAACCUCCUUGA